AUGGAAAACAUCAAGCACAAACGUGUAGAAGUAAGAGGACUAAAGCUUCACGUAGCUGAAGUUGGUAGCGGUUCAAAGGUGGUGGUGUUCUUACACGGCUUCCCAGAAAUAUGGUACACAUGGAGGCACCAAAUGAUUGCCUUGGCCAACAAUGGCUACCGAGCCAUAGCCUUCGAUUUCAGGGGCUAUGGACUCUCCGACCAGCCUGCAGAGCCUGAGAAAGCAACGCUUAAAGACCUUAUCGACGACGUCGUCGGCCUCUUGGAUUCCUUGGGCGUCAAUAAGGCUUUUCUUAUUGGGAAGGACUUUGGAGCUCGACCCGCAUUCCUAGUAUCAGCACUGCACCCUGAAAGGGUGUCCGGCCUCGUAACUCUGAGUGUUCCUUACACUCCACAACCUCCCUCAUCGACCCAAAAACUCCUUCCUAAAGGCUUGUACAUCUCUAAGUGGCAGGAACCAAGGAGAGCAGAAGCAGAUUUUGCCCGCUUUGAUGUAAAGACAGUUAUAAAAAACAUUUAUACUCUCUUCUCAAGAAGUGAGCUUCCGAUAGCCGGGGAGGAUCAGGAAAUCAUGGACUUGUAUGACCCGUCUACUCCUUUACCGCCAUGGUUCUCCGAGCAAGAUCUAUCAGUCUAUGCUUCCUUGUACGAGAACUCCGGAUUUCGCUUUGCAUUGCAGGUUCCAUACAGGAGUUUAUCAGUGGAUAUUGGUAUUGUUGAUCCGAAAGUAACAGCUCCGGCAUUGCUAAUCAUGGGCGCCAAGGACUACUCGCUAAAGUUUCCCGGCAUAGAAGACUACAUAAGGAGUGGGGCAAUGAAGAAAUUUUUGCCUGCUUUGAACAUUACAUUCUUGGAAGAAGGAAGCCAUUUUGUGCACGAACAAUUUCCAGACCAAGUUAAUGAGCUUAUCAUCAGUUUUUUGAAUAAACAUAGUAACGGCUUAUGUUGAUAUGUGCAAUUGUGUCUUCGCAACGGGAAAAGUUCAAUUGGAAGAAUAACAUGUCAUAUGGUAUUGGCCAUAUGCUAUCAAGGAGUUAUUGGCUAAGAAAUUUUGGAGAUCAUUAAUACAGUAAAAUGUUAUAUGUAUGUAUAUAUGUCCUGAUAAUUUUUUAAAGAUUAUUUUUGGCUUUAAAGCGUAUGUGAUAUCUGCGUAUUCGUUUUACAGCUUUCUCGAUAGGAUAGAGAAAUGGAAGGUGGUGAGGGAAUUACUAGAAGAAAUUUGGGAUCCAUUUGUUUUG
This is a messenger RNA of Morus notabilis, 1237 nucleotides long. RefSeq names its product AB hydrolase superfamily protein YfhM. The transcript has 5 exons. The record is from RefSeq and is a predicted model, not a curated record. The coding region runs from base 1 to 948 and encodes 315 amino acids. Lineage: Eukaryota; Viridiplantae; Streptophyta; Magnoliopsida; Rosales; Moraceae. Gene Ontology annotation, molecular function: hydrolase activity.